AUGAAAUUCAUUAUUUUCGUUCUGGCUGUUUUGGCGAUAGUGUGGGCAAAACCGCAUCCAGGAUACGGAAGACCGUCAUACGGAGGAGGGGGAGGGGACUUCGGCGGUGGUGGCCAAUGGGGAUCUCAAUCAUCGGCAUUCCAGCAAAGUCAAAUGGCUGGUGGAUUCCAAAAUGGUGGUGGAUUCAAUGGAGGUGGCGGACCAGGAAUGGGUGGAGGUGGAUAUGGAUAUGGAGGAUAA
Caenorhabditis remanei is the source of this 240-nucleotide messenger RNA. RefSeq lists its product as uncharacterized. Bases 1 to 240 code for a protein of 79 amino acids. The transcript is spliced from 2 exons. The record is from RefSeq and is a predicted model, not a curated record. NCBI's taxonomy places the organism in Eukaryota, Metazoa, Nematoda, Chromadorea, Rhabditida, Rhabditidae.